UGGGAGGAGAGGGCGACCCUCGACGGAAAUGUUUACUACGUCAAGUGAGUCCGAAAUAACUCCUACUUACAGGUUAUAUUCUGAUUUAUGACGGCCAACUACUGCAAAACAUUCCCAAAAUUCGGCCAACUCUUCCUUCCUUGUUUUUGUAAACAAUGAAAAUGCUGUCUCUGUUGUAUUAAUUGAUAUGGUGGGGUGAGAGUGCAUGGAAAAUUACAAAAUGUGAUUUGUCAAUUUAAAAAGAACUCCUCCAUUUUGUUUAAUCAAUUUUUUGCAUUCUCUUCAUUUAAUAUUCUGCAAUGAAUACAUGAUCUCAUCAGAGAUUCUUGGCACUCAGUGGACACAUCCACGUACCGGUCGAAAGAAAAUAGUAGAAGGAGAAUUACCAGCUGGAUGGGAGAAAUGUGUCUCUGAUGAUGGAAAGGUUGUAUUUGUUGACCACGCAAAUCGUACGACAACGUACACUGAUCCACGAUUGGCAUUUGCCACUGAGUACAGAGAACCCUUGCAACCAGUCAGACAACGAUUUGAUGCCAAUACCCCAGCUCUCGCAGUCCUGCAUGGCAGGGACUUGAGAGGAAAGGUAGCAAUUGUUACUGGUGCUAACACUGGCAUAGGCUUUCAAACAGCCAGAUCCCUAGCUCUUCAUGGAUGCAGUGUAAUAUUUGCCUGUAGAAGCGAGGAAAAAGCGGAAGCUGCCAUCCAACAGAUAAAAAAAGAAAGGGAAAACGUCAUAUGUGAUACCCUGCGGAUUGAUCUCUCCUCACUACACAGUGUUAAAGAGGCUGCGGAAAAGUUCAAGCAACAGUACAGGACUCUUGACAUACUGGUUCUCAACGCCGGUGUAUUUGCUCUGCCUUAUACUCUGACCCAGGAUGGUUAUGAGAUGACAUUCCAAGUCAAUCACCUAGCUCAAUACUAUUUUACGUUACUCCUAGAGCAUCCCAUCAGGAGUUGCAGAAAUUCCAGAGUUGUGAUUGUCUCGAGUGAAUCUCAUAGGUUUUCAACUAUUCAAAUACCAGAAGAUAUCCACCCCCUGACACUCUCGCCUCCAGCUUAUAAAUACUGGCAGUUGUCAUCCUAUAACGACUCCAAACUUUGCAACAUUCUUGUCGCCCAAGAACUGGCUAGGAGAUGGCCUUCAGUCAGUAUCUUCAGCUGUCAUCCAGGAAACAUGGUCUAUACAGACUUAGCGCGUUACUCCUGGUUCUACAGACUCCUCUUCGCCCUGGUGAAGCCCUUCACCAAGUCCCUGCAGCAGGCAGCAAGCACCUCUGUUUUUUGCGCAGCAGCACCAGAAUUGGAAGGAGCCACAGGGCUUUAUUUCAAUAAUUGUUUCAGGUGUGAGCCCUCGAACACCUCUUUGGACUCCACACUGGCCUCAAGAUUAUGGAGUGUCAGCCAGGAAAUGAUCAUAAACAUCGUCAAGAGAGAAAAAUUGUGGUACGAUCUAGCCCUCAAAUGAAAAAGUCCCCCUCAGUGAAUUCUCAACCUCAAAAAUUUCUCAGUUCUUUUGUAAUUUUUUAUAUAUUUUCAUCAACUGUACAUAUGUAAUAAUAAUCAUGGUGAAUGUUAAUUGGCGUAAUACUCUUUGAGAUAAUCGGCCUUUGGUUUUAAAAUCGCCCUGUCCUUCAAACUCACCAACCAGCCGGGCUCUAAUCCAUAGAAUAUCUGUCUAGGGUCCUUUCUCUCUGACAGCAUCUCAUAGUCCGGAUCCUCUUCAUACUUCGGGAGAGUGUAUCCGUACUUCUGAGCGAGGACCAGACGUUCGUAUGCUACUUUGUCUGGGUCUGCCAGGUAUCCGCGAGUCGCAGCGUUCGAGUAAUACUCCAGGCAGUCACUGGGUGGUAGCAUUCGUCGAGGAAUUGGUUCACCUGAAAAUUCCAGUUGUUCAUUCAAUAUUUCUCAUCAUUAUAUUUGUAUUCAUUUAGAUGAGCCGAUCGUCAUCCCAGUAUUAAUUAGUGCUUCCAUUCAAUUUGAUGCUAUUUCUUAAUUCUGGUAUUUAAUUUUGUUUAUCUGCCUCAUUAUUGCCUGUGAAUUGAUUAAUUUAAAUACUGCACCAACUAAACUAAUAUCUCGUCAGUUCAACUAAUUAAUGAAUUUUUAUUUCACUGUAAUCUGUUAAAAAAAUUUACCGUGAAAAUUA
Messenger RNA from Diachasmimorpha longicaudata, 2146 nucleotides. It is a transcript of the gene Wwox, whose product is annotated as WW domain-containing oxidoreductase. Lineage: Eukaryota; Metazoa; Arthropoda; Insecta; Hymenoptera; Braconidae. Bases 308 to 1465 code for a protein of 385 amino acids. The transcript has 7 exons. Gene Ontology annotation, molecular function: protein binding. The record is from RefSeq and is a predicted model, not a curated record.